This is a messenger RNA of Centropristis striata (black sea bass), 1111 nucleotides long. Its product is annotated as complement C1q-like protein 4. The record is from RefSeq and is a predicted model, not a curated record. The transcript has 4 exons. The coding region runs from base 1 to 618 and encodes 205 amino acids. Gene Ontology annotation, molecular function: protein binding. Lineage: Eukaryota; Metazoa; Chordata; Actinopteri; Perciformes; Serranidae.
AUGAAGGUCACUGAGAGUUUCUUGCUGCUGCUGGUGUUCGCCGCCUCAGCCUUUAUGGUUGAAAGCACCCGCCAGUGUUAUCCGUGCAAAGCUCUGAGAAACAUGGCUGCCUCACUGAAUGAGCAGAAGGAGGAGAUCAGACUCUUACAUGUGGAGAAUGAAGAACAAGCUGCAGAGCUGCAGAAACUGAAAAAUCAGCAAGGCACACAGGUGGCGUUCUCCGUCGCUCUGGUGACUUCAGGUUCAGAGACUAAGGGACCGUUUUCACACCCCACCACGCUGAUCUUCAAACACGUCCAGACCAACAUCGGAGAUGGCUACAACAAACACACAGGUGUUUUCACCGCACCGGUGAAAGGAGCGUACCACUUUGAGUGGCAAAUCGGUGUACAUGGAGACGACAAACAUCCCGCCUGUGCUGUCCUCAUCAAGAACUCGGAGGGCAUCUUCUCGACGUAUGAGAGGCAGAAGGCCUAUUUCGGGAUGGCUUCCAACAGCGUCACGCUGCUCCUGGAGGUCAGAGAUGCCGUGUUUCUGCGACUGUGUCGUAAUUCGAAGGUGUUCGACGAUGUGAAUCACUACAGCACAUUCAGCGGUCAUCUGCUUUUCCCCAUGUGAGACAGAAACGCUUCAGUUUCACGGUUAUUUUGUUGUUCUUUUUUUACAUUUUACUCUCUGUGUUCUUGUUUUUUCUUGGAAUCAGCACAAUCAUGGCUAGAAGUGGAAAUCAUUCAAACAUGUCUUUGGGCAGAAUAGCACAGUUAGAAUGACAGAAAUCAGAAAUCAUGUUUUAAAAAUGUAUUUUUGAAAUAAAAUUAAAGCUAUAUUCAAACACUUUUCCAAGUGCUGACAAAUUUAAGCUUCAUUUUGGUUAUUAUUUCUAACAUUAACUUUGAUAAACUAUGAUUCAAUCAGGGGACUGUCUGAAACUUUAGCUUCUUUCUACAACAAACACUGUAUUUUAAGUGAUUUUUUUUUUACCCCUGCAGGCUUGUGGGGUUUAAGAGGGUUAAUAGAUCUGAAAUGUAAUAUGUUAUGUUAUUUUUUCAUCUCUAUACAUAUGCAUAAAGACAAACAUUAACCAUGGACAUGCGAAUUAACAAAUAAAUAU